UCUCAUAACUUUGACAUUGGACAUUUAUUUGUACACAUAGACGUCGAUGACACAAUUUAUUUACUUAACAUGACUUAAAUAUUAGUUGCUUACUUUUUAUCAUUUGACUCUUGUGAAAAACGGGAUUUUUAAAACAAUGAAAAAAACAUUUAAAGAAAUGAAUCUCGCUCCUGUUAUCAAAAGAGUACUUUGUCCAGCGACAACAUUUUUCACUGUAAACCAGUUUGUAAAACGAGCGAUUCAGAUAGACAAAAAGUGUAGAUAUUUGACUGGCUUAGAUGCAAGUGAAACACGCUUCGACGGUGAGAUCGUGCUGUUUUUCAUCGGAAUUGACCAUACAACCUUUCUAUCAGACCUACAUCAAUCGGAAAAAAUACACAUAGAUAAUAUAUCACAGAAAGACUAUGAACACGCACUAAAGGGAAGGAAAACCAAUAGAGCCAAUAAAAGUAUUUUCAUAACAGUUACAAGAAGCGACGAAAUCUCAACGGCAGCACAGUUUUUGGAUGGCUUGAUCAUAAUUGGAAACAGCGAUGGUCUUAAAGGUGAACGUCUGACCGAUUCUAGAAAGUGUGAGUUUAUUGAAACUUGUACACAAGAAAAUCUGCCAUCGACAGUUAAAAAAAAUGUAGAGCGGAUUGUCUUGCACUACAUGAAAGAUGCCGUCCUGAAGCUGCAGCGCAAUUACGACUCAAAAAGGAAACUGCCGUUUAAUCACAAAGAUGCAUCUUCUUUAAGAUAUCACCAAGCACAUAAUGGCCACGCGACUACCGACAUUAUCGAAUAUGAAGGAAAUAGUCAUGAUAAGAAGGCAGUAGACAAUCAAAGAAAAAUAUCCGAAGUUCUGCCUAGUUUGAACGAAAGUGACAUGUCCAUCACAAGAUCGGGAAAGAGAAUAAGGUGCAGUUUUGACGACACAGAGAGAGUCAACGAAAAUGAACGAGAACGUGCUUUGAUGAAAGACACUCUACAUGAGGCGUUUGCUUUGUUCUCGAUGAGCUAUAUCCCAAGGAAUGAAAACCCUUUCCAAGUGAAGUAUCGAUGGGAGCCAGUUUUGAGUUCAGAGCUACGAAAUGCUUUGUAUCGUGUUGAUAGACGCAUAUAUGGUUGCGGAUUCCGAAACUUCACUUUGGAUGUAUUCGUCAACAUUGCACAACGUAUUCCUACCACAGAUGAACGACAGUCGUUAACACACAGAAUUGAAACAACAGCAAAGGAAUUUAAAAUAGAUGAUGUCGAUGUGAACUUUGGAAGGAGUAUUUCCGAGUUAGAAGUUUACUUUUGGAGCGCGGAAGAGGAGCCGAGAAUUGGGAAAGUAGUGAUUCCAGAUUUUGAUGAAAGAGAGACAAACACGAAACUUGUACUUCUUAAGGACAUAAUGGUAUACGAUGAUGAUCUCAACGCAAUAAUCCCAAAACGGAUGUUCCAGAAAGGUCAUAGCGGGGCAAUAGUUUGCUAUGAUGAUGAAAGUAAUGGGCGAGUGCGCGUCUUUGCAAUGUUCAUGGGCGCACUGAACUACAAGGAUAUUGAAGACAAAACGAACGGUUGGCGGAUUCAAGGGGAAUAUCGAUCAUUUCCAGUGAGUGAGGGAUUGAGGCAGCUGAAUGAGGAACAUGGAAGGAUAUUUGACCUUUGCUGA
Messenger RNA from Mya arenaria, 1639 nucleotides. RefSeq lists its product as uncharacterized. Bases 137 to 1639 code for a protein of 500 amino acids. The transcript is spliced from 4 exons. The record is from RefSeq and is a predicted model, not a curated record. NCBI's taxonomy places the organism in Eukaryota, Metazoa, Mollusca, Bivalvia, Myida, Myidae.